Molecule: messenger RNA, 1706 nt
Organism: Macadamia integrifolia
Lineage: Eukaryota; Viridiplantae; Streptophyta; Magnoliopsida; Proteales; Proteaceae
Product: protein TRAUCO-like
Exons: 2
Coding region: 267-1523 (418 amino acids)
Cellular component (GO): Set1C/COMPASS complex
Molecular function (GO): protein binding; transcription cis-regulatory region binding
Source: RefSeq, a predicted model, not a curated record
CGGCCAUAUUGGAUCUGUGACAACAAGUCAUGACAUAGGACGGACCCAGGACUUCUUCUUGUCUCAGCUCUCCUGCAUGCUUCUUCUUGUUUGUUCUCCUUCCAACUCUAAGCUCAGAUUUUACCCAAAAAAACCAAAGAAAAAAACUCGCUCAGAUGGUUUGGAACUGGGAAGUACAACUCAGUAGAUAAAAGAGCAAUCUUUCAUAGCAUUGCUGGACUAGGAACUAAGGAGAAUCCUUUUGGGUUCCACCUUUAAACCUAGUUAUGGAUAACUUGAGAGCUACUUACAGGGACGAGGAUGACGAUGAAGACGAUUGGGGCAACAAUGGAACCCAACCUGCCACCAUUGAACCUUCAGGAAAGAACUUAGACGAACAUAUAAAACAGGAAGAAGCUUCUGAGGAGCUCUCCGAAGAGGAACUCUCCGACGAUGACAAUGAUGAAGAAACCCCGAAAACCCUACACCAAAAACAAGAGCAACAAUCACCAAAAACCAUCUCAAUCUCCGAUGAAGAUGAAAAUCAUCUUAGGAAGAAGAAAAAGCCCCUAUCUUCCUUCAGUUUGAAAGCCCUCGAAGCAAUGCCACUAGAACAAGCGGAACCGGAGACAAUUACGCUAACCCCACCAGCAGCGCCAGCGGCGAUAAAGAAGCCCAAGAAGAAAAACAACAAUGUUUGGGCGAAAUCAUCACGGAAGAACAAGAAGAAGAGUAAAUCCAAUGCCAACCAUGUGACCGCAGUAAACAAUGUCUUUAUAGCUCCAAUGGCUCGGUUCCCUGACAAGAGCGACGAUACACCCGACAUAAAAAUUUGCCUCUCCAAGGUCUACAAGGCUGAGAAAGUUGAGCUCGGUGACGACCGUUUGUCUGCGGGGAGUUCCAAAGGAUACCGAAUGGUUAGGGCGACGAGAGGGGUUGUUGAGGGUGCUUGGUAUUUUGAAAUUAAAGUAUCGAAGCUUGGGGAGACCGGUCAUACGAGGCUUGGGUGGACAACGGAGAAGGGGGAUUUGCAGGCGCCGGUUGGGUACGAUGGGAAUAGUUUUGGGUAUAGAGAUACAGAUGGGAGUAAGGUUCAUAAGGCUCUGACAGAGAAGUAUGGUGAAGAAGGUUAUGUGGAAGGUGAUAUUAUUGGUUGCUACAUUAAUUUGCCUGAUGGAGCUUUGUAUGCCCCAAAACCACCGCAUUUUGUUUUUUACAAGGGGCAGAAGUAUGCGUGCGCUCCUGAUGGGAAGGAAGAUCCACCCAAAGUAGUACCAGGAAGUGAGAUAUCUUUUUUCAAGAAUGGAGUAUGCCAAGGUGUUGCUUUCAAGGAUCUGAAUGGGGGACGCUACUACCCUGCUGCUUCCAUGUACACACUCCCCAACCAGCCAAACUGUGUGGUCAAGUUCAAUUUUGGCCCUGAAUUUGAAUGCUUUCCCGAGGACUUCAAAGGACGUCCACUACCCCAACCCAUGAUUGAAGUUCCCUAUCAUGGGUUUGACAGCACUGUCCAGAAUGGUGCAUCCGAGGAGAGGAAAACUUAGCCGAAUAAGUAAUUGUAUUUUGGUUUUUUCCCCAGAGAACAUCACAUUUGGGGGGUGGGAUGGCCAUGUAAUUGUAGUUUAGCAGCAUGGUUCUAAUUAUUGUUUCCUUGUGACUGAGAACAGACAGGAGUGCUGUAAAUUGAUGAAAUUUUCUUUGGAAGAAAGAAUGAACUAAUUAUACUA